GGUUGGCUUUAUGCGAGUGGUGAAUAACGUCCUGAAGAAAGGAGACUCAAGUGAAUGAGCGUUUGGGCUGCACCGGGAAGAGAACCAGCGUUUCAAAACAAAGGACAGGGACAGCUUCUUCACGUUUGCGCCUGCCAAAAUCUCUCCACCCUGACUUCCCGUGAGUAGAAGACAAUGCGACAACAAAACACAAUGUAGCUGUUUUAGGUGUGCUUUCCAAAUGGUACCAUGGCUGAAGGAAGCUGCUUCGGUGCAUUGUAGCUGUUUAGGGAUGACCAGAGAAGAAGAAGAGGAAAAAGCAAAGAAGAAAGUAUCGUGAGAGAAGGGAAAACAUCUGCUCAGAGAGGAUAAGAUCAGAACAGGGAAUCUACUGGACCUUUCUCUUUGUAAGGAAAGGAAUUUAAACUCCCCAGUAUUAGUGCUCUUUCCCUUUUAAAGGGCUUCAACGCUUCCCAUUUUAUUUUUUAUUUUUAUUGGUUGUUACCUUCUAAGAAAGAGUUAACACCAUGUGCCAUGUUAUUGUAACAUGCCGCUCCAUGCUCUGGACACUACUCAGCAUUGUAGUGGCCUUUGCCGAGCUCAUUGCCUUCAUGAGCCCUGAUUGGCUGCUGGGAUUCCCUCGGUCAGACUCCAGUGCGAGCGGGGCGGGAGUGGACUCCGGGGAGUACCGGCCGUCACUUGGCCUCUACAGCCGCUGCCUUCGUGUCGGGGCCCGGGGAGUAGGGGUGAGCUGUGGGCCUUAUGCUGGGACAUUUGGAGAAGUGGCCAGUGGCUUCUGGCAGGCUGCCAUGUUGUUUCUGGCAGCAGGGGUGUUAGUGCUAGGAGGAGUAGCCUGUAUCUCCAUCUUCAGCCUGUGCUUCCAGAGCAUCCUGAAGAAGAGCAUAUUCAACAUCUGUGGACUGCUCCAGGCUAUUGCAGGCCUGUUGCUGAUGGUGGGCCUCAUGUUGUACCCUGCCGGUUGGGGGUCAGAGAAGGUGAUCAGCUACUGCGGCCCUGAGACCUUGCCCUUCAGGCCGGCUCUGUGUUCACUUGGCUGGGCGUUCUACGCAGCGAUAGGAGGAACUUUGGGAUCCUUCCUGUGUGCCGUUUUGUCCGCACAGGCUGAGAUUGCAACCUCCAGCGAUAAGGUUCAGGAGGAGAUUGAAGAGGGGAAGAGUCUGAUCUGCCUGCUCUGAGCCUUCAGAAACCUUGGGAAACUCCAGGAAAUCAUCAUUGGUGUAAUUUCUCUGAUGUGGCCACUUGUAGAUCUCAGUGGAGGAGGACAGACAUUGUAUUGAGUGAUUUUCUUCAUAAACAUAAUCAGCUGGUUUUUGAGAAGAUAGAUGCCUCGGUAACCGCUUUCUAAAUCGUAAGACGUGGUGUUCAUGCCUAAAUGAUGAUUAAUGAAACUGCCUAAAAAGGCUACAGCAGCAUUACCUUUAGACUCAUCCAAUGUUUUUGACCAAGAUACUGUUUAUUUUUGUAAAAAUGAUUUGCUUAAACAAAUCACUGUUCUGAAAAAGCAGGAGAUUAGUUAAAGAAAUUGGUAGUGGAUGUGUUGUUAGCGUUAUUGUGGACAGGUUAAACAAUGCCAGUCAAACAGUGUACAUGUUUGUAAUGCCAUUAUAAUGUUCCUUCACGGUUCACCUGCAAACCUCAACAAACCACUGAAUACAAGCAGAUGUUUCCACUCGAGUUAGUUCAUCAACAGCGUGUGUGUGUGCAUGCAUGCGUGCGUGUGUGUGUUGAGGUUCUCUACAUUUCCAUAUGCUCUGAUUGUAUGGCACAGCUGGACAGUAAGACUCUAGCUAACUUUACACAUGCCACUUAAGGGAUUGUUCACUUUAAAGGGAGUUUCCCCUGUUAGAUUGUGAGUGGGUCUCUUGCAACUUAUUAACUGGCAGUGUGAACAGAGCAGAAAAGGAACAGACUUGUCCUAUGUAUCACUGUGACGAACUUUGAGGGGAUGUUUGCUCAGUGCUCACAGCCAGAUAAAGCAGGCUGCACCAGAGCUUUUCAUGGGUUACUUGACACACCAUAAAGACACAAUCUGGCUUUGUAAAGAUGUCCAAAAACAAAAACAAGUUGAUCAAAUUUCAAAAGGUGUUAGUGGAGUCUUUGCUAAAUGAAAUGGGUAAUUAGCGUGACAAUGAUUAAGAGAGACCUCUUUGUUUGUUUGGUACUUUUGGAAGUGACCUAUUGUCUUUUGCACUUUGUUCUUAAUUAAUUUCACAUUGCUUCAUUUUCUAUUCACGUUUUUUUAUUUUCCCAACCAUGCUUCAUUCACUUGCUGUAAAUGUAACAUCAUGGGAUUGCUUUUAUUCAUUGUAGAUGAGAUGUGCAAUAAUUCAACUAUAGUGUUUAUGCUGUGAGAGUGAGUGGACAGAGAGGAUGAAACAUUUCUAAACUCUGUGCUUAAACUAAUAUGUUGACUGUCUGCUGUUUUUGUUACAUUAACAAAAGAGUAACAGCAUCUGUGGCACAUUGUAUGAUACUGCAUGUAUGAGAGGUUAUGUGUUAGAAGAGAUUGUCUGCAUUUUGUACUCAAAUAAACCUUUAUUAAUUCUAUCGGUGA
Etheostoma spectabile (orangethroat darter) is the source of this 2554-nucleotide messenger RNA. RefSeq names its product LHFPL tetraspan subfamily member 2a protein. Gene Ontology annotation, cellular component: membrane. The record is from RefSeq and is a predicted model, not a curated record. The coding region runs from base 507 to 1175 and encodes 222 amino acids. The transcript has 3 exons. Lineage: Eukaryota; Metazoa; Chordata; Actinopteri; Perciformes; Percidae.